AUGGCUGGAUGGCUACCAGCAAACCACAAGUCAAAAAGAACCGAUAUCGAUAUGGGUUUCACCUUUUCCUACAAAUCUGGCCUAGAUCUUAUGCAAAACUGCGACUUGCCUCCUCCAUUCAAGCUUUUUGCUGGCCCGGUGAACAAAAUCUGCAAGGUAGCGGGGCAGGAAGUGGCUGAGGAUGAAGUUGUGAUGUCUAAAGAUUCAGAAGAUGGGAAGUUGGAGAUUCUAAAGGCCUUGAGACUAUCACAAACACGAGCACGGGAGGCAGAGAGGAAAUGUUCGGUUCUGUUAAAGGAGAGGGAUGCCAUCUCCAAUUUACUGCUAGACGAAUCAUUGAGAUUGUUCGCCUAUAAGCAAUGGAUUAGAUUGCUGGAGUUUCAAGUUUCCAUGUUGGAAAGACAAAAGAGAACUGAGUGCGCGAAGAGUGAUUCUUGCAGUAUGAAACAGUAUGCUUCUGUAGCAUUUUGUUUGGCUAUUGCCGGAAUGGGUUUCGCAAUUGGUUGCAGUCAUAUAUUCUAA
Molecule: messenger RNA, 522 nt
Organism: Fraxinus pennsylvanica
Lineage: Eukaryota; Viridiplantae; Streptophyta; Magnoliopsida; Lamiales; Oleaceae
Source: the annotation of a GenBank genome assembly